Sphaerulina musiva SO2202 is the source of this 511-nucleotide messenger RNA. RefSeq lists its product as uncharacterized. NCBI's taxonomy places the organism in Eukaryota, Fungi, Ascomycota, Dothideomycetes, Mycosphaerellales, Mycosphaerellaceae. The transcript has a single exon. The record is from RefSeq and is a predicted model, not a curated record. Bases 138 to 350 code for a protein of 70 amino acids.
CCCUACCUCCCUCUUCCUCAGCUUCACGGCUAAACUCCGCCGCUGCAGUGAAAUGUGAUUUCUUCUUCUGUGAUGGACUUCCUUCUCUGUCUCUCUCUCUCUCGGAUCUCUCUCUCCAUUCGACCAUCGAAAGCUAAAUGGUGAUGAUGAUGAUGCUAAACAACCCGACCGACAGACCGACCGACCGACCGACCCUAACGCAGAUAAGCGAGAAAAAAAAGCACUCCAAAAGUGCCAAGUUGCCAACAACCAAAGGAUUAUCCCUGCGACAGGCAGGUACAGACAUAUAUGCUCGCGUGUCUCGUUCGCCAGGUCUUGUACAGCCCUGCCACCAUCAAGGGGAAGCGUGAUCCGCGAUCCUUUAGCCGCCCCGUUGCCCCCCGUUGCCCCCUGGGCCAAGAAAAGACAUGGGCCCUGGUCUCUCUAGCCAGUGAUGAGAUAGAUUAGAAUGUGCCGAAAUUCAGCCUCUCGGAAAAGGAGAAAAAAAAGGGAGAGAAAGGAUAGAAUUCCG